UCGGCCGCAUCCAUUCCGCAGAUGGACUCUGCUCUGCCGCCGCCGCCGGAUUCCGCAGAUGCCUGCAUUCCACCAGACAACAACAGGACCUCGUGCAAUGCCCAGCAACAUGUCCAGAGUCCUGAUAGGAUCAGUUCACUGCCAGAUGGCAUUUUGAUCAAUAUCCUUUCACUGAUGACUGUACGUGAGGCUGCAGUGACUGAUGUUCUUUCUACAAGAUGGAGACACCUCUGGGAAUCUGUGGACCAUCUCAUCCUUGACAUGCAUACUUUUGGGAUGCAAGUGCCCCCAAAUUCAGAUAAUCAUGGAAAUCUUGAUUUCUCGAAUUCAGAAGCUACAACAUUUGUGCGCAAAGUAAAUGAACUUUUAAGCCAUCACAAGGGCAAUAAACUCAAGGAAUUCAAGGUCGAAUUCCCAUUAAGCUCAGCCCAUGCUUCUGAGCUAGAUCGAUGGGUUGCAUUUGCUGUUGCAUCCCAUGCAGAAACACUCACUCUUUCCCUUUGUGAUGAGCAUGGCAGGAUAGCCAUAGAUCAUAGAGAGGCAUAUUUCUUCCCUUUGAAGCAGUUUUCUGAUGUGGGUGGCUGUCAAUUGCAUGUAUUGUCUCUUUACGAGUGCAUUUUUGAAACAGUACCUGCAAACCUCAGUGGAUUUUCUUGUCUGUAUUCCCUGUCACUCUGCAAUGUGCGAGUGGUUGAUGAGGUUCUUCUGAGUAUCAUGUCCAGCUGUAAUGCUCUUUGCUACUUGUAUCUGAGAUCAUGCCAUAAAUUGAUUGAUCUAAGAGUUUCUCAUGCACAACUGGUGAACUUGGAAGUUUAUUCCUGUGGGAGAUUAAGAAAUAUCAGUAUUCAUGCUGAAAAAUUGGAGAGUUUCUCAUACAAGGGUCGAAGAGUAGACAUUGAGUAUGAGUGUGUGCCAGUUCUUAGCAAGCUAGGUGCUUAUUUCGGGAUUCUGAAACACACUUUGGAUCUCUUAGAUAAUUUUCCUAAUAAGCUCAAAGUGCUGACAUUACAUUUUCCAUCACGUUGUCAGGUAUCUCGUAUACUACAACACAAUGGAAGGUUUGCUGUUUUGAAGGAAAUUACAUUGUGUAUAAAAAUGCGUCAGUCUUGGAAAAAUAGCAUUCGUAUUGUGGCUCUGAUCCUUCAAUCUGCUCCUUUAGUUGAAACACUUAAUCUUGAGGUUUGUGGCAACCUGCGACCACUGAAGAUGCUGAAGAUUAGAUGGCCCAAGAAUUUUACAGCUGCAAGUCUCAGGACUAUUAGGAUUGGAGGGUUUAGUGGGGAAUCAGAAUUGGUGCAUCUCUUGCUGUUUCUGUUAAGGAGGUCACCUGUGCUGAAGACACUUGUAAUUCGCACACAUCAAGUCAGGCACCCAGCCUUGCGCAUAUCGGAGAUUGAGAGGUCUAAAGAUGCUGCUCUGAGGUGCAAUUAUGGAAGAGAGGUGGCCCAGACACACCUGGCUCCUAAUGUUCCAGCUACCGUGAAGCUCAGCAUUAUGUGAUUAGUGUGCUAAUAAUAACAAAACCAUGGUUGUUGUUGAUUACCAGUGAAGAAGUGUAAUUCAUGCAUGCAUACCCUAAGUAACGUUCGGAAAAUAUCUUUCUAUGAAUUAGGUACUGGUAGCUACCGAGUGUAGUGAAGAAAUGUUGGAGAUUUUUAGGAUGAAGUCUGUACUUUUGAAUGAUGCUGUAUCUGAUGGUUCCAGUGACUACUAUAAUUUGUGACGCGUUGGAUGCACUUGAUA
Messenger RNA from Sorghum bicolor (sorghum), 1743 nucleotides. RefSeq names its product F-box/FBD/LRR-repeat protein At1g13570. Lineage: Eukaryota; Viridiplantae; Streptophyta; Magnoliopsida; Poales; Poaceae. Gene Ontology annotation, molecular function: protein binding. Bases 22 to 1500 code for a protein of 492 amino acids. The record is from RefSeq and is a predicted model, not a curated record. The transcript is spliced from 6 exons.